ACGAAAAGAUAACACAUAAAAACUAUUGAAUCCUUUACCAUUUCCAAUGUCGUCGUUGCAACUUUUAACACUUCUUCUUCUCGUAUCAACUGUCGCUAUCCCCGUCGUGACUUGCAGACAAUGGUGCAUGGCGAUGCCUGGUACCUCAGAUGAGCAGUUACAAGCCAACAUUGAUUUUGGUUGCAGCAACGGCGUCGAUUGUACACCGAUCCAACCUGGUGGAACUUGCUAUGACCCUAACACGUUAUUCGACCAUGCGUCGUAUGUCAUGAACGCUUAUUAUCAAAGCCAUGGGCGUAUCGAAGAUGCUUGUAGGUUCGACCGUACUGGCUGUUUUACUUUUGCCGAUCCAAGUAAUGGCUCGUGUAUCUACUACACUUAAAAAAAAAAAGAAAACUCUUUGUGAGUGUAUUAAGAUUGUGCUAUUGAUUGUUUAUUUUGAAUA
Molecule: messenger RNA, 445 nt
Organism: Arabidopsis lyrata subsp. lyrata
Lineage: Eukaryota; Viridiplantae; Streptophyta; Magnoliopsida; Brassicales; Brassicaceae
Product: major pollen allergen Ole e 10
Exons: 1
Coding region: 47-382 (111 amino acids)
Source: RefSeq, a predicted model, not a curated record